AGGAAGGCGCGGUCCAGGCUGGCCAUCGGAGUAAGUGGCCCGCAGAGCUGCAGCGGGAGGCCAUCUCCUCUCCAGCCGUGGCCCAGGGUGCACGCUGGCCACUGUCAUGCCCUCCGCUUCUCCCACAGGGCCCUCAGCCAUGGCAGCCCCCAAUGCCACGGUGGCGGGGGUGAUGUGGGCCAACAACAGCAUGUCAGAAAUGUCCCUGUUCCACCGGUUUGCCCUGCUGGACGAGGAGCUGCAUGGCCUUCCGGGCCUGUGGCUGGUGCUGAUGGCAGUGCAUGGCGUCAUCUUCCUGGCGGGGCUGGUGCUCAACGGGCUGGCGCUGUACGUCUUCGGCUGCCGCACCCGGGCCAAGACGCCGUCGGUCACUUACACCAUCAACCUGGUGGUGACCGACCUGUUGGUGGGGCUGUCCCUGCCCACGCGCUUCGCUGUCUUCUACGGUGCCCGCGGCUGUCUGCGCUGCGCCCUCCCGCACGUCUUCAGCUACUUCCUCAACAUGCACUGCUCCAUCCUCUUCCUCACCUGCAUCUGCGUGGACCGCUACCUGGCCAUCGUGCAGCCCGAGGGCUCCCGCCGCUGGCGCCAGCCUGCCUGUGCCAGGGCCGUGUGCGCCUUCGUAUGGCUGGCUGCCAGCAUCGUGACCCUGUCCGUGCUGAGCGUGACGGCCACCGGCGGGCCCUGCUGCCGAGUCCUCGCGCUGACCGUCCUGGAAUUCCUGCUGCCGCUGCUGGUCAUCAGCAUGUUCACGGGCCGCAUCCUGUGCGCGCUGUCACGGCCGGGCCUGCUGCGCCAGGGCCGCCAGCGCCGCGUGCGGGCCAUGCAGCUGCUGCUCACCGUGCUUGUCAUCUUCCUCGUCUGCUUCACGCCCUUCCAUGCCCGCCAGGUGGCCGUGGAGCUGUGGCCCGACGUGCCGCCCCACACUAGCCUCGUGGCCUAUCACGUGGCCGUGACCCUCAGCAGCCUCAACAGCUGCAUGGACCCCAUCGUCUACUGCUUCGUCACCAGCAGCUUCCAGGCCACCGUCCGGGGCCUCUUCCGUGGGCGUGGAGUGGAGUGCGAGCCCAGCAGCUGUGACGUGGUCAGCAUGCACAGGAGCUCCAAGGGCUCAGGCCACCAUCACAUCCUCGGAGCCAGACCUCGAGCCCUCACGCAGACCCUGGCUAAUGGGCCUGAGGCUUAGUCAGCAGGACUCUGCAAGGGGGCCGUGGGCCAGGACUAAUCUGGGUGUACCAGGCCAGGGACGGCACAGACAUCUGCUCGACCCAGGUAGCAACUUGGGUCCACUUUGAUCAAUUGGUGAUGGCUGCCGGGUGCACUGCCUGGAGAUUGAUUAGCAAUGUCUGCCAAGGGCUCCAGAGAGUGCAUGGUGGCCUGAAUGCUGAUUACUUGACACCCCUAGGGUAUAUUGUGGCCAUUGAAAACUCAGAGGGGUAGCCAGGAGCUGCUUCUCACUUGGACCAUUCUAAUCCCAGAAGAGGUUCCUCAGAAACAGGGACAAAGGUUUGGUAGGCUCUGGGAAUUUCAAAGAGGGCUGAAAAGAUGACCUGAAGAGGCCCCCUCCCCACCCACCCCCACUCUCCCUCCCGACAGAGAAGAACAAGGACAGAAUGGAAACGUCAGGGGACACUGAUGUUACCUUAGCAGACAUGACGGGUUCACGUCUGCAGGAUCCCCUCUGGAGGCACCUGUGCAUCUCACAAGACGACAGCAUGACACCAUGGAGUGCUUUGCCGUAAGCGCAGUGGUAUCUGGGCUGACACUUCUACAAAGGAGAGGCUGUUUUUCGCCCAUUCACCACACAGGGAAGGUUGUUGGGGGUGCUGAGGGUCACGUACAGGUGCCACGGCUGGGCAACGACCAAGUCAGAAUAAAACCCAGCCCUACCUCCUCCAAUGCCUCCAUGCUUGCCCCAGGGAGACUGCUCAGCUCUUCCCAAAGCCCCCCAUUUCAGGAACCAUCUCAGAAUACCCUGCCUGCUUCCCCUGAAGGGCGCUAGGGCUCACAGCCCCAUCCUGUGGAUGAGAAACCAAGAAAAAAGACAUAGCAACUUGAACCCUGGCCUGCUGAUCCAAGGCCACUGGCUCCCCGCCUCCACAGAGCCCUGUGUUCUCCUGCUGGCCUGGCUCAUCACGCUUCCGGGCCUUUCCUGGGAAGGGAGCAUUUCUCUGGCUUGGGCCUCUGGUCACCUUCUCUGAGCUGGACUCAGAUUUCUUCUGUCGAUCUUCCAAGCCCCUGUGAGCCCUUUCUGGAUUGUUGUAAGAGGGGAGGGUGCCUGUUGCGCGAGAGGAGUGCUGGGCAUCCCGGGCACCUCCAGCCACCAGGCUCCACCCUCAUACGUGGCCAACGCCACUGAUGCAGGUGAGAUGGGAUCUGGGCCCAGUUUGCCCUUUGUCUACAGAGAAAAUUCCUACAUGCUCAGUGGCUCCAGGCAGAGUUCCCUGUCCCCCAAGUUCAGGGCCCUGGAGUGAGGCCUGGAUGAGACGCAGGAAAUCCAUUUAUAUCCUCAUAUUACAGAAGACAAAACUGAGGCUCAGAGAGGGAAGGGACCUUGCCAGGGUCACAGUGUGAGUACUGCAAGAACAGCACUGUCUGCAAACUACAGCUGGAGCCCCACGGGGUCAGCGUCUCUGGCCCCAGGACCUUGUGGGCUGGCCGGGCAGGGAUGCUGGAGCCCAAGGAAGUCCAAGCCUUGCUCAGAUGGUGGUGGAGCCGGGCCCCCAGCCCAGGGCUGCUUCCUGGGCCUGGAUGCUCAAGAAGCAGAGGGUGUGGCUGUCAGGAUCAGGACCACCACCCUUGGAGCCUCCUCCCACCUCCCAGCUCAGAGAAGGCUGUGGCUCACCAAGGACCCAGAGCUGCACAGGGCAGAGGAGGAGCCUGGCUCUCAGGAAAGGAGGGCAUGGAGCAACUGUGCCAAGAAGCCCAGAGCAACAGCAAUACCAAGCCCGGGGAGCAGCAAUAACGGUGGGUUUUCAGGCAGGAGCCUCCGGCAGAGCUCUGCCUCUCCCCAGCCUGCAAGCCGCCCCCCGGGGCCACCACGGAGCAGGGGAGGGAAGGUCAGUGUCAGGGGUUGGCCCCAGCCCAGGGUCAGCAGCCAGGCUCUCACUCUAAUUUAUUCUAAAGAGUGAGUGUCUGACACUAGCUGAUUGCUGUGCUUGGGGAUGGAGAGGUUGCAGUUUUUCUGAAAAUCUCUUCCUCCUCUCUAAGGAGGGGUGACAGCAUGGGGCUGGGCAAAUGUUGAUUGGGUCCCAGGUCUGCCUGGGUCUGCCUCAUACGCAUUGCAGCCUGAAUCCCCACCACUGAUGGAAGUAAGAGCCCAGCGGCCAGAACUGGGGUCCAGACCCAGGCUGCCCAAGCCCCCUCCCCUUGCCUACAGGUGAAAUCCCACUCUCCCACCUGGGUUUCUCUGGGACUGGGAGAGUCUUGGGGAUGAAGGACCCCACGAGAGCCUUCCACCACCCGAGCCUGGGAGGGGCAAGCUCACACCUCAGAAAGCCAAGUCUGAUGGCCCCCCUGCAGAACCCUCCCUGGGUGGGCCUAUUUCCCCCGCUCUCCACCCCACCCCCUCCUAUCCUUGGCCUUGCAGCUGGUGAGCAGGGAGCUGGAGGCAAGGGGUUCACCCCACAUGGCCCUGUCUGUGUCCCCAUACUCCUCCGACACCUGCUCCCUCCUCCUGACGGCUGCCCCUCCCACUCGGGCCUCCUCUAUCAGGGCACAGGCCCAGGAGGCUCCAGAGGCCGGACUGGGGCUGCCCCUGGUCCCACGGGGGCCAGGGUGUGAAGUCCCUGCACCUCCAUCUGCAGAGCCUCCCUUCCCAGAUUUUUGAAAACCCCGAGAGACGUAAGAUGGUGUGUAUAUUUAUAUCUGAUGUGAACAUUUUCCUUAACGAGG
Messenger RNA from Vicugna pacos (alpaca), 3894 nucleotides. RefSeq names its product G protein-coupled receptor 20 (gene GPR20). The record is from RefSeq and is a predicted model, not a curated record. Gene Ontology annotation, biological process: positive regulation of Rho protein signal transduction; phospholipase C-activating G protein-coupled receptor signaling pathway. Gene Ontology annotation, molecular function: G protein-coupled receptor activity. NCBI's taxonomy places the organism in Eukaryota, Metazoa, Chordata, Mammalia, Artiodactyla, Camelidae. Gene Ontology annotation, cellular component: plasma membrane.